Pyrgilauda ruficollis (rufous-necked snowfinch) is the source of this 1541-nucleotide messenger RNA. It is a transcript of the gene TMEM221, whose product is annotated as transmembrane protein 221. NCBI's taxonomy places the organism in Eukaryota, Metazoa, Chordata, Aves, Passeriformes, Passeridae. The coding region runs from base 192 to 1313 and encodes 373 amino acids. The transcript is spliced from 3 exons. The record is from RefSeq and is a predicted model, not a curated record.
UCCCGGACCGGAGGCAGGACGGGCCCGCCCCGGUGGACGCCGCGGAACGGAGGCGCUCCCGGCCCGGUGCCCGUUCCCGGUUCCCAUUCCCCGUCCGAUCUCCCGCAGCGGCGGCACCGAGGAGUCGGGGAGCGCACGCACCUUCGGCACCCUCGGUUCCCCCGGUUCCCGGCGCCGGUACCGGCCCCGCCAUGCCCUCCGCGUACCCGCAGCGAGCCCUGACGGUGCUGCUGCUCUUCGGGACCUUGUCCGCUGCCAUGGCCCUGCUCUCCUCCAGCCUCAUCUUCCAGCUCCCGUCGGGCCGGGCCGCUCCCGGUGCCGGUGGCGGUCGCGGGGCGCUCCCGGAGCCGGUGGCCGCCGCUCUGCUGCCGGUAUCGGCCGUGCUGGCCGCGCUCUGCCUGGUGCUCAACGUGAGCUGCCUCCUGCUCUGCCUCCUGCACGGCUACUGCAGCACCGAGCUGUGCCGGGGGCAGCCCGGGCCCGAGCGGGCAGACUGGUUCCUCCUGGACAGCCGGAGCGUCCGGCACGUGGCCAUCGGCCUCUUCUGCUGCGGGCUCUGCCUCUACCUCACAGCUCUGGCCCUUUUCAUGCUGCUGCUGUUCGAGCUGGAGGCUGGAAUUGCCAGCGCCUGCAUCCUCACCUCUGGAAUUCUCGUCCUGCUCAUCUCCCUGCUCCACGUGCUGCUCCGUGCUUCCCACAUUUCCCAAAUUUCCCAAGGCUCGGAGCCUUCCCAAGCCCUGUACGAGAACGACUCCGCCCAGCCCGGCGACAGCAGCGACCUCAGGAACGCGGCUCCUGCUCUGCCCCGCCCCGAAAUCCACCGGGAAUUCUCCUUCCCACCUUUCCUGGAGGGCAAAUCCCAGCCGGGCUCGGCUUCCAGCAGCAACCUGAGCUCCAGGAGCAAAGAAUUCCACAGGGAAUCCCAGUGGGAAUUGUCCAGGAGCAAGGAAUUCCACAGGGAAUCCCAGGACUGGUCCAGGAGCAAAGAAUCCCAGCAGGAAUUGUCCAGGAACAAGGAAUUCCCCAGGGAAUCCCAGGAUUGGUCCAGGAGCAAAUUCUAUCAGGAAUUGUCCAGGAGCAAGGAAUUCCACAGGGAAUCCCAGGCCUGGUCCAGGAGCAAAGAAUUCUAUCAGGAAUUCUCCAGGAGCAAGGAAUUCCCCAGGGAACCCCCAUCCCAGGACUGGUCCCGCACUCACAGGACACUCCUGGAUUCGGGGCUGCUCCAGGAGCAGGGAAAACCUUGGAAUGUCAUCGCCAGGGGGAUGAGGAAUGUGACGUCCCACAAAGCCACCAAGGACUCCACGCUGGUGUGAGGGAAAUUCGGGAUUUUCCCCGGAGUUUCCUGGGAUUUGCAGCUCUGGAGGAGGAGUUGUUGCUGGUUUUUCACAGUUUUGGGUUUUGUUUUUUUUUUGUGGAAAAAUUCCUCCAAAAUCCCAGUGCUGCCUGCUUGGAGAACCCAAAUCCAUCCCAGCUGUGGGAAAUGGGGAUGGGGAGCAGAAAUUGGGAUUUUCACCAGCAGAAUUCCGGCCUUUUCCAGCAGA